Sitophilus oryzae (rice weevil) is the source of this 622-nucleotide messenger RNA. RefSeq lists its product as uncharacterized. The transcript is spliced from 3 exons. NCBI's taxonomy places the organism in Eukaryota, Metazoa, Arthropoda, Insecta, Coleoptera, Curculionidae. Bases 84 to 539 code for a protein of 151 amino acids. The record is from RefSeq and is a predicted model, not a curated record.
GGACAAUAACGUCAUUUUUAUGACCUGUCAAUGUAACGUCUAAAAAUUUUUGUGAUCGCUCAACUAUCUCUAAAUCAUCCAAGAUGACGGACACGGCGGAAGACCUGAACUACGAUUGCAACUAUAACAUGUUUCUGGCCAAGACUAUGCUACCGAAUCUGAACAAAACCGAUGAUAGACAAAAAGCGGUGCGAUGGAUGAAGAAAUUGGCCACCUGUAACAAAUCGAUCGAGGAGAUGAAACUAAGGAACGAUUUUAUGUAUUAUUUGGUGGUUAAUAUCCAGCAGGGAGAGCUACAACCGCCAUUUACGGACCCGCCUCCCGCUAGUGCGCUGCCGGAUAUAGCUCAUCUUCUGCCUGGCGGUGUCGCCGAAGUUGAUUUGGAGGAAUGGCGGGAGCACGCGGCAGGUGGCACAAAAAAGCCUAUGUUAUACGAAAACUCACCUGACGGAGGUGCCUUCCUAGCGGCUCAGCCGAUACCCAGAUGCGGAGCAUUUUGUUACCUAGCUGUAGUAGCAAGGGAGCCCAAAAAGGACUGAUAGCAGCUGCAGAUGAUAUUACACCAAUGACAAACAUGUAGAGAGUUCAGUUUUGGAAAUAUAAGUUUAAUCGUUAUACUAUA